Poecilia reticulata (guppy) is the source of this 4253-nucleotide messenger RNA. The record is from RefSeq and is a predicted model, not a curated record. Lineage: Eukaryota; Metazoa; Chordata; Actinopteri; Cyprinodontiformes; Poeciliidae.
AAAAACAUCUGCAGCUGAUCCCACCGUUCUUUUUGUGCAGUUUUUUUUCUCCUCUUUGUUCAUUUAGAUUUUCAAAGAAACACCUGAGAUAGACCAGACCCUCUUCUGUUCCUUGUUCUCUCUCUUUAGUCUGACACCCUCUUUACUGCUCUAAAGGAGAUAAACCAAGCGUACGUUAAAAAAUAAAAAAUGGAGGACAGAAUGAAUGGAUUGGUGUGAAACAUUUUGGGUCAUAUGAAGUUCUCCACUUGGCAGCCUGCUGUCGUCCAGGAUGGAGCGUGUGUGGGAUUGUGCCUCCUCCGCUGGGAUGUUUAUGCUGGGGGUGCUCUCUGUGCUGUGGCCGGCGCCAAACCGCGUUUGGAGUUUUAACCUUUACGCAGAGCAUCCCACGGUUUACAGCGGACCCGACGGGAGUUAUUUCGGAUAUUCUGUUGACUUCUAUCAAGCAAGCACUGAGAGGAACACGAUUAGUGUGCUGGUGGGGGCUCCUAAAGCGAACACCUCCCAGCCGGGCAUCGUGGAGGCUGGAGCCGUCUAUUACUGCCCCUGGCCCGGACAGUCCGAUAGCUGCAGACAGAUUCCCUUUGAUAAUUCCAAUAACAGAAUGAUUAAGGUAAACGGCACCAGAGAACCUCUAGAGUUCAAGUCCCACCAGUGGUUUGGAGCAUCAGUCAGGACGCACAAAGGAAAAGUGGUGGCCUGUGCGCCUCUCUACCACUGGCGGACGGUAAAGAGAGACGGGGAGAAGGACCCCGUGGGAACCUGCUAUGUUGCUGUCCAGAACUUCAGCGCUUAUGCGGAGUACUCGCCCUGCAGAACAAAUGAUCCAGACCCAGAGGGACAGGGAUUCUGCCAGGCUGGUUUCAGUGUGGACUUCACUAAGGAGGGAAGGCUUGUACUAGGAGGACCUGGAAGCUUUUACUGGCAAGGUCAGGUGAUGACAGCGGGGAUAGCAGAGAUACUGAAUGGCUACUCUUUAAAGGCGGUCCUGAGACGAGUUCCAGGAGAGAAACAAACCGGAGCUGCUGAAGACACAAAUGACGACAGUUACCUCGGUUACUCUGUGGCAGUGGGAGAGUUUACAGGAGACUCAGAACAAGAGCUUAUCACUGGAGUCCCAAGAGGAGCACAAAACUUUGGAUAUGUAGCAAUGAUCAACUCCACUAAUCUCACCUUCAUCCAGAACUUCACAGGAGAACAGAUGGCCUCCUAUUUUGGCUACUCGGUGGCUGUCACUGACUUGAACGGCGACGACACGGAUGAUAUCCUGGUUGGAGCUCCCCUCUACAUGGAGAGGGAGAUGGAGAGCAAACCCAGAGAGGUGGGAAGGGUGUAUCUUUACCUGCAGCUGGCUCCGCUCAGGUUCUCUGAACCCAUUGUUCUCAGUGGUACCUACACUUUUGGACGUUUUGGGACCGCAAUAGCACCGCUGGGGGAUGUCAACCAGGAUGGAUAUAACGACGUGGCAGUGGGCUGUCCGUUCGGAGGCGAGGACCGCGGAGGCAGAGUGUUGAUCUUUAACGGUAAUAGAGACGCAUCCGCACGAGGCCUGACCCUGAGCCAGGAGCUGCGAGCCUCAAGGACGCCCGGCGGCGGCCUGCCAGGGUACGGCUUCACUCUGAGAGGAGGCCAGGACCUGGAUGGCAACGAGUAUCCUGAUCUGAUCGUAGGGGCGUUUGGCGCGGGAGAAGUCUCGGUCUACAGGUCUCGAGCUGUCGUGUCCGUGGAAGCUACGAUGAGCCUGACGCCCAGAAUCCUGAAUCCUGAUGACCGGCAGUGUCUCCUGCCUCAGACUAAUAACAUGGUUACCUGCCUGAAGGUGGAUGUGUGUGCAGCAGUAAGUGGAAUGGGGAUUCCCAGCAAUGUAGAUCUAAAAGCGGAGCUGCAUCUGGAUUGGCUGAAAGGCACGAGGGGCGGGGUUAAGAGAGUCCUCUUCUUAGACACCCAGCAGGCUCAGCACUCGGGGCUCGUCAGGCUCGGUCAAAGUCGCCCACGGGGAUGUCUGAGCUACCAGAUCUAUCUGAAGGAGGAGGACGAGUUCAGGGACAAGCUGACCCCCAUUGCACUGGCCCUGAACUACAGCCUGGCCCCACCUUCUAGUGACAAAACUCUCCCUCCCAUCCUCAACCAGUACAGCAGCACCUUCCUGCAGGAACAUGCUUACAUCCUGCUGGACUGCGGCGAUGACAACAUAUGCAUCCCUGACCUGCAGCUCUCCGCCAGCAUGGAUCGCUCAGAGCUGGUGAUUGGAGACGACAAUCUGAUCAUGCUGACCAUCACCGCAGCGAACCGCGGGGAGGGGGCCUACGAGAGCGAGCUGCACACGCUGAUACCACCAGAGGCCGACUACAUCGGAGUGGAGCGCAGGGUGGAGUCUCUCUCUCAGCUGAACUGCGAGUACAAGACAAUCAACGAGUCCAGAAUGGUGGUUUGUGACCUCGGGAACCCAAUGGUGACAGGAACGGAGCUGUCCGUUGGUUUGAGGUUUUCGGUCCAAAGGCUGGAAGACUCCGGACCGAAAAUCAGCUUUGAGCUACAGAUCCACAGCUCCAACAAGGACAACUCUGAAAGCAACAUGGUCAGUCUGAAUUUGACCGUCGCUGCUAAGGCUCAGCUUGAUUUGCGCGGGGUGUCUCAUCCCUCUCAGGUUGUGCUGCCGUUCCCAAACUGGGAACCCAAAAAGAAACCCGUUAAGGAGGAUGACGUUGGUCCGCAAGUAACACACAUAUAUGAGCUCCAUAACGCCGGUCCCAGUAGUAUUGGGCAGGCUGAGCUUCAGGUCGGCUGGCCUGCCCGUUUCCGUGAUGAGAACCUGCUGUACGCCAUGGAGAUUCAAACUGACGGCCCAAUUAGCUGCCGGACAAACAGCAGCCUCAACCCACAGGGCCUCCAGAUCUCCUCUCUGCAGGACACCCCAGAGCUGCUGGGUUUCCUGAGGAACACCACCGAUCCUCCUCACCGCCACAAACGAUCUGUCGGCACAGCUGAAAGUUAUAGCAGCAAGACCUUGAACUGCACCAACAUCUCCUGUCUAAGGAUCACGUGUGUGGUUGGUCGGUUGGAUCGAGGCCAGAGUGCUGUGCUUAAGAUCCGAUCGAGACUGUGGGCACAUACGUUUCUACAGCGGCGUAACGACCCAUACGUUCUCAACUCAACGGUAUCCUUCAUGGUCAUAUCUGUGCCUUAUCGCAUCCAGCCCCCUGCUUUGCCUCAACAUAGAAUAUCAAUGGGAACCCUCGUGCUGUGGGGGACUCCUGAUGUGUCGUUUGCUGUUCCGCUCUGGGUCAUCAUUCUGGCCAUACUGCUGGGUCUUCUGGUGCUGGCCAUGCUGACAUUAGCGAUGUGGAAGUGUGGUUUCUUCGAUCGAGCCCGGCUGCCAGCAGAUGACGAUGUCUCCGACCAGGAGAAGCUAACGUCUGAUCAAACUGGGGAUGCCUGAAGAAGACGAACGACGGCACUUGAUUAAAAGCUUGUGGUUUAGGAGGAAGCUGCACCUUCUGAAUGACCUAAUUCAGAUCUGAGAUCUGUAAUAUCUGGAAGCUCCAGUCUCCCUGUUUUGGAAGCCUUCUACCUUCAUUUGUUUUAAAGAAACUGAGUAAAAACAAAAAAAAAAAGCUGCAGUGCCGCAAACUCUGUGACCAGAACAAGUGAGGUCACAGCACACAAAGUGGGGGCAAAACAACACACAAGUCAGGCUAAAUUACCCACACAUGUCAAUUGUUUAUACGUUGCAAUGAAGCACCACAACUGAAGGCCGAGUGGAUUAUGUCGAGAAGACAAAACUUCUUGUUUUUGUGCAGCACGAAGACAACUGAGCUCUGUAGUGUGCACAAGUGCAUUUAAUGAGUUUCAGUGAGUGUGUAUGGAUUCCUGCAAAUCUGUGUGUAAGAAGUGCAGCUUAUGAACUUAAUUUCUCCCCGUUUCCUUCAAACCAAGCCGAAUACCUUGCAGUUUACAUUUACGUUCACUAAACACGCUACCACAUGCAUAGGGUUUAAAAAAGGGGCACAAAAUGUCAAAGUGUAUAUUUAUAAAUGUACGUGCAAUAUUUGGGCGUUGUGUGAUUCUGAAGCUUGUUGUUACACUGGCACUACUUUUUUUUUAGAGCUUCAUGUCUUCAUUGUAUGUGUAUAUACUGUAAGAUUGGUUGGUCGUUGUGUUAGAUAAGUAUUAUUUCUAAAAGCAACGCAUUUUUAGACAAGUACCAACAUGAUGAAACUGUUACAAAAUAAAUAACUUAUUGUCUUGUUGCA